Molecule: messenger RNA, 1143 nt
Organism: Strongyloides ratti
Lineage: Eukaryota; Metazoa; Nematoda; Chromadorea; Rhabditida; Strongyloididae
Exons: 1
Coding region: 1-1143 (380 amino acids)
Source: RefSeq, a predicted model, not a curated record
AUGGAAAAAAUACAAUGGAGAGGUUUUAGGCAAGUUUCAAUUGCUCAUGAUAUCAGAAAAAAAGAAAAAAUUUCAAGAAAACUUUCUGAUCCAAUAAAGUUAAAAGUUGAACAAGAAGAAACGACAAAUAAAUUGUUACUUGAAUUAAUAAGAAAUACAUCAAUAAUUAAUCGUAAAAAUUCUAUUGAUAUUAUUAAAAUGAAAAUAGAAAAUGUAGAAAAGAUUGACAUAUCAGAUAAUGAAAAAAAAGAUAAAAAAUUAAAACAAUUAAACUCUGUUGAAUUGUAUGAAUGUUUACAAAACAAUAAGAUUGAUGAAAAUGUCAUUUACACAUUAACUAGAAGGACAAACUCUCCAAGGCAAUUGACUCAAAUUUUACAAACUGCAGCUAGGAUAUAUGAGAAAGAUAAAUUAAAAAAACAAUCUCUUAUAACGGCAAAUUGGUUAUCUAAAUUUGAAACAUUGGAUUUUUUAUUAACUACUAGAAAUUCUGUUAUUUCUAAUCAAGUUAUACCUAGGCGUUGCCUAUCAGAAAAUACUUUAGAUGUUUUAUUAAAGUCUAAUACUUUUGUUAAAAAACAUUUUAGAAGUAAUUUAAAUUCAACAACAACUCCCAGAAGUGUUUCACCAACAGAUGUUAAAGUAUUUUUUGAUUCUAAUAACAAUGUUAAUAAUUCAUCUAAAAAUUCAGAUUAUUUUAAAGGAAAAAAAAGAGUAUCAUUUUCAGCUCCAACUGGUUCAUUAGUUUUAUCAUGUAACGAUAAUAAUAAUCGUACUAAAGCAAUGCGACCAAUAGUUAAAAAAGAAUUUCAACCAAAUUCAGAAUAUCCUUUAUGUCAUAUGGAUUAUGAAUCAUUUAAAGCUUGGAGACGUGGUAGCAAAAUGAGUAACGAAACAUUAAAAGAUUCAGAGUCAUCUACUAGUAAAUUUAAUUUUAUUAAAAAGUAUUUUAGAAAAAAUAUAUCUUUUAAUAGUCCACGUAUUAUCACAAAAAGUAAAGAAAAUGUUACCGAAUGCGGUAGAGAAAUUAAAAUACAAAAAGUUUAUUCAAAUACUAAUAACAAAUCAAAGAUAUCAAAUUUUAAAAAUAUCUGCUGCCAAAGUUUUACAAACUGUUUUCGUACUAAUAUAAAUGCUGUUUAA